AUGGAGUUAUCAACAAGGUAUCUAUUAUUACUUGGGGUUCAAGCAGAAAUUUCUCAAAACAAGGGAUUGGCUGCUGCAAUUCUGUUGGUGUGUGCAGAUGCAAUUGCUCACUUGCUUGGAAGAUGCAUUUGCAUUUGGUCAACACAACAAUACCAAACAGCCACUGCUAACAAGCAAUUAGCUCUAGCCUUUCUCAUAUUCUCAUGGAUCGUAUUAGGAGUUGCAUUCUCGAUGCUCAUCAUAGGCACAUUAGCCAACUCAAGAUCAAGAAAGUCUUGUGGGAUAAAUAAUCGGUUUUUAUCCAUUGGAGGAAUUUUGUGUUUUAUUCAUACAUUGUUCAGUGUUGCCUAUAAUGUUUCUGUCACUGCUUCAAAAAGGGAAGAGAAGAAGCAACAAUACCUAUCAUCUCGCCAAACAUUUCGAUUCAUAGAAAAGAAAUGUACAUGA
This is a messenger RNA of Arachis duranensis, 447 nucleotides long. RefSeq names its product protein DESIGUAL 2. The record is from RefSeq and is a predicted model, not a curated record. NCBI's taxonomy places the organism in Eukaryota, Viridiplantae, Streptophyta, Magnoliopsida, Fabales, Fabaceae.